Molecule: messenger RNA, 246 nt
Organism: Penicillium malachiteum
Lineage: Eukaryota; Fungi; Ascomycota; Eurotiomycetes; Eurotiales; Aspergillaceae
Exons: 1
Coding region: 1-246 (81 amino acids)
Source: RefSeq, a predicted model, not a curated record
AUGCACUUGCGCCCAGUCAUGAUCGGACAGCCAAUAAAAUAUGGAGAAGCGACUCAAUCGGCCAAGGUUUCCGCAUAUAGAGAAAACCGUGGCCUGUCGCAGGAAAUCGCUCGUCUGGAGAAAUCAGCUGUCUUAGGAUAUGGAAAACCGUGGCCUGUCACAGGAAAUCGCUCGUCUGGAGAAAUUAGCUGCCCUGGGAUAUGGAAAGUGGAGGAAAUACUUACGCCAGAGCUCAACCAGGAAUAA